UUCCAGUCAAACUUUGUUAUAGUGAAAACAAGUGUACUGUGUAUGUGUAAAUUCUAUUUUCUUCAAGGUAGAGAGUCAGACCUGGUUCAUGACAAGUUUCUCCUUGUACAAUGGAAACCAUUAGAAACACUGCUCACUUCCUCUCUCAUGCUUCUAGUAACUAGAUUUCAGCAUGAUUGCCCCAUCAUGAAAUGGGUUACUGUUGGCUUUCAAUAUAGCUGUAACAGAGCUACAUUUAUGUACAAAUUGAUACUAAGUAAAAAAAAAUAUAAAUUAAAAAAUAUAAUAAAUGUCAUAGACCAACAUGUAGUUAUUUCAAACUUCUGUAAAUCAUCCAAAUUGAGCUGGUAUCAUGAAGUUUCCAUUAAGGAAGCUUUACUGUUCUCUAAUAGACCUAGUAUAAGAUAAAUUAUAGUGAAUAAAAGUGCUAAUCUUUUAGAUAGGCAAGGAAUAGUCAUUUAGAAACAGAAGUUAUUUCACCAGUUCAGUGCAAUUAAUUAGGCCAAAGAGGUUUCUAAAAUGUUACUGUUAGUUAUGUUAGUAAUGCUACUGCUACUGUAAAGUCGAUUUAAAAAAAAAAAGGACAAUAAUUAAAACUUUAAAUGUGAAAUUUAAAAUGUAAUACAAUAAACAUACUAAAAAAAAAAGCAUACGGUCUUUGGACAAAGGUAAGUUUACUCGCUGUGUAGAAACUAGACCUUUAUAUAUUUUAGUAUAGAUUGAUAUAUACAUAGAUCUAAUAUUUUAUUAGAUACGGAUCAAGCUUCUUAUCAGAAAUAUAAUUUUAGCAAAAUCAUUAUUUUUUAAUUUGCUAAGUUGUGCUAAUGAAAUUUACGAGUUGGCAGCUUUGACCUAGAUUAGUUGAACAUAAUAAUACUAUACGUAAGAUCUGUUAUUUGAUGUUAUAUUAAUUUUGGAUUCAUCAUUAGAAUAACUAAGAAUACAUCUAGAUCUAUUGGAUCCAUUUCAUGUCGGUGGAUUUUUAUAAGUUGAAAUAAGACCAUUAAAGAUUUAACUAGACUAGAUCGUGAUAGAUGAUCUUAUUUUAGAACAUAUCGUCAUAUCUACACUAGAACUAUUCAAUCUACGUCAGUCUAGAGUCUAGUGAAGUCUAGUGUGAGAGUGGACAUGCCCCCUUAAUUGGCUUAUAUUGCCUUAUAAUAAUAUUAUAUUUAUAGUUAUACUUUAUUAUAAUAUACUAGACUCUAUUACUAUAUCUAGAUAUCUAGUCAGUCUAGUCUUAGCAAGUUUUGCUCUAUCAGUGUUUAGAUCUAGAUCUAGUAUAUGUUACAAUAUGAAUAUGUAUUUUGACUUUGUUUUUUUUUAAUUUUUAUAUUGGGACUGUUAAUUUAACAUUUAUUUAAAAAAGAAAACAAUUAUAUAUAAGAAUAUAAUAAUCUAGACGAUCUAGUUAUAAAUUAUAAAUUCUAGUAGAUCUAGAUCAAACUCUAAUCUAGAUCGGCUAGGCUAACUAUAGGCUAGAGCAGUGAUUACCAAAGUGGUCUAUAAUGUCUAUAUUAUAAUAUAGAUCUAAUAUUUAAAUAUAUAUAGACCCCCAGCCCAAGGGUCUACAAAAUUGAAAAAAUAAUUAUUAUAGAGGUCUAUGAGAUGCCCACUGGGGUCUAUGAUAAUAGAUUUUCAUUUAAGCAGGUCGUGACUUUAAUUUUUAAUCUCAUUAAUAUAAUUCUUUCAUACACUAAUAUAUGAUUUACACCUUAGUUAAUUCUUUUAAUAUUUAUCCUGCUAUUCAAACGAAAAAUUGUAUUUAAUUUCAAUACUUAUUUAAAUAGCUUAAUUUUGUCUGAAAACCACAUACUUGAAUGUCCUAAUCAACCUUAAGCAGACCCUACUACCACUACAGCCCAACAUAACCAACACUCUGUACAGCAGUACUGAACAACUGAAGAAAACACACUAUUUUUCCUGGGCACAGUCUGAAAAAGAGCUCACAGCUCAGCAGCAAAAAGCUGGCUAGAAGAAGAGGAAGAAUUCUUUCAUACACUAAUAUACGAUUGACACUUUUGUUAAUUCUUUAAAUAUUUAUCCUGCUAUUCAAAUGAAAAAUUGUUGUAUUUAAUUUCAAUACUUAUUUAAAUAGCUUAAUUUUGUCUACUUUUAACUAAUGUUUAACAAAACUAAAUGUAGACUGUACAGCGUUGAUUAUUUAAAAUUGGGAUUCAUUCCUUUCUUGUCAAAAAGUGCCUUUUUUAAGAUGAUAUGAAACCAAUUACGCUGGAGGAUCAUCUGAGACAAUGCCACCCUGAUAAAAUAGAUAAAGGUUUGAAAAACAUUCGAACACCCAAAGAUAAAGUUCAGAAUAGACCCACAUUAAAAUAUCCCUUCCACAUAAUAUAAAGAGGAUGAUGGUUUGUGAGCCUCUUAAAAUAUCUUUUUACUUAAAGCAAAAUAUUGCAUAGGUCAAACAUUGAUUCUACCAGCCAUUUUACACAAACCUACAUCUGAUAUUAUUAAAAGAAUUUUUUAAAGCAACAAUACAUUUAAAGGUCACAUUGAGUUAUAAAAUUAAAAGCUAUAUAUUCAAUUUGGGAUCAACUGCAUCACAGGUCUGACAAGGUGUAGCGCUGUGUGCUAUAAACUGCCUAAUUGUCACUGUCUCCUUAUUUUUCCUCAGGGUUGACCCAUGAAACCCUCCCCAUGUUUGGGUUUUCCUGCAAGGCAGCAGAGGUUUGAGUUCUGUUUUCAUUCUGCUAGGUGGGUAGCAAGCCAAUGCUAAUGAGUCCAUCCUGCUCAAAGCUUACUGAUUUCGCCACCAUGGGGUCACUGUUUAGGUCUGAAGAAAUGCAAUAUUGCCAGAUGUUUCUGCAGACAGAAGCUGCCUACCAGUGUGUCUCAGAGCUAGGAGAACUUGGAUUAGUUCAGUUUAAAGAUCUGAAUACUAAUGUGAACUCUUUCCAAAGAACAUUUGUAAAUGAGAUUCGCAGAUGUGAGGAAAUGGAAAGAAAGCUUCGAUACACAGAAAAGGAGAUUCUAAAGGAAGGUUUAACAAUACCUGACUAUCAAGAAAAUCCACCAGCUCCUGUUCCAAAAGAAAUCAAUGAUCUUGAGGUUGAGUUUGAGAAAAUGGACACAGAGUUACGUCAAGUGAAUACAAACUAUGAUGCAUUAAAUCAAAACUUAGUAGAGCUGACUGAGAUCAGAGAAGUCAUCCACAAAACUCAAGAUUAUUUUCUAUUGUAUGGGCAAGAUUUUCAAUACAUGAUUAGAGAAGAAACAGGUGUACUGCAUGAAGAAGCAGUCAUCGGCAGACAACAACAGCCAGCACUUGGAUUUUUAGUUGGCACAGUGUUGAGGGAUAAAGUUCCCGUCUUUGAGCGUGUUAUGAAAUUCAUAACUCAUGGUAUGGUUUUCAUGAGAACUGAGGAGAUAGAGCGUAUUUUGAAAGAUCCUAUUACAGGGGAUGAGCUGCACAAAUGUAUGUUUAUUGUUUUCUACCAAGGAGAUCAACUCAAAAACAAAGUGAAAAAAGUUUGUGAUGGCAUGAGAGCCACAAUCUACCCUGUACCAGAUUCUCCAGAGGAAAGAAACUCAAUGUUAAGAGGAGUUAACUCACGUAUCAGUGAUUUAGAAAUUGUGUUGACUCAAAGCAAUGAACAUCGUCAGCGGGUGUUAAAAGUUGCACACAGAGAGAUUAGGUCAUGGACCAUCAAGGUUGAGAAAAUCAAGGCCAUCUACCACACCCUGAACAUGUUCAAAGUUCACCAAAACAGUCUCCUUGCUGAAUGUUGGUUUCCAGCCAAAGCAAUUGAUGAUAUCAGGAGAGCUCUGACCACUGGAGAAAAAGUCAGCAAUAGCACCAUCCCAACUGUCAUCCAGCCCAUGCUUACCAGUGAGUCUCCUCCAUCUUACUACAAGUGCAACAAAUUUGUUAAAGGUUUUCAGAGUGUUGUUGAUGCUUAUGGCAUGUCUACUUAUGGGGAGGUUAAUCCAGCUCCUUACACUUGUAUUACCUUCCCAUUUCUGUUUGCUGUCAUGUUUGGUGAUGCUGGACAUGGUUUGAUCAUGUUCUUGUUUGGUCUCUUUCUAAUCCUGAAGGAGAAAUCCAUUGGAUCUAAAAGAAUUACUAAUGAGAUUGCUAACACAUUCUUUGGUGGCAGAUAUAUUAUUAUGAUGAUGGGGGCCUUCUCUAUCUACACAGGAAUAAUCUACAAUGACUUCUUCUCCAAAUCUGUCAACAUUUUUGGAUCACAGUGGCAUCCAGUUAUUAAGGAUAAUGAAUGGCAUGCUGAUAAAAUACAACUGAAUCCUAUCACUGCCCACUACAACGUUACUGCAUAUCCCAUUGGCGUUGACCCAAUUUGGCAACCAGCAUUGAACAAGAUUUUAUUCUCUAACUCUCUCAAAAUGAAAAUGGCCAUUAUCCUUGGCGUUACUCACAUGCUCUUUGGCAUUUGCUUGCAGAUUUUCAACCACAUACAUUUUAAAAGCUACAUUGAUAUUGUGAUUCGAUUCAUUCCUGAGUUUCUUUUCUUGGCCUGCCUUUUUGGAUACCUGGUGUCUCAAGUAAUUUACAAGUGGCUUUGGUUUGAUGCAACAGAAUCACAUUGUGCACCAGCUUUGUUGAUUCAUUUCAUCAAUAUGUUUAUGUUUAAGUAUAGUAGCUCAGACACUGCUAAAGAGAAAUGUGAUCCUAACUGGAUGUAUUACAGGGGCCAGAACAUUGUGCAAAUUAUGAUGUUUUUUAUUGCCAUUUUGUCUGUUCCUGUGUUACUUGUAGCCAAACCUGUUUAUAUCAUUUGCAAGAGGAAAUCAAUCAGGAAAACAGUUACAGAUCAUGAAUCUCUAAUCAGCAAUGAAAUACCACCAGCGAAUGAAGAUGCAAAGUUUCCUAGUGGAAGUACUACAGAAGAUAGGGACUUGCAACACAGGAGCCAUCAUACAGUAGAGCACAGCAUAGGGGAGAUAAUCAUCCAUCAGACUAUACACACCAUUGAGUUCUGUUUAGGCUGUAUUUCCCAUACUGCCUCUUACCUUCGACUCUGGGCAUUGUCUCUUGCUCAUGCUCAGCUCUCAGAAGUACUCUGGACAAUGGUCCUGCGACUAGCAUUGACCAUGGCAGGAAGAUAUGUUGGAGCACCCAUCAUCUUCGUGAUUUUCUUUCUGUGGGCUAACCUGACAGUGGCCAUCCUAUUGCUUAUGGAAGGCCUUAGUGCUUUCCUCCACACUCUUCGAUUGCAUUGGGUCGAGUUCAAUUCUAAAUUCUACAUGGGUGAAGGUUAUGCCUUUACACCUUUCAACUUCAAUCAUAUCCUGAAUAUGCGAUCAAUUGAUGAAAUAUCUUAAAUGUUUUUUUCUCAUGUUAUGCCAUUAACAUCCUCUCCUUAAUUUGAUACUGUUUGAAAAAUGUAUUAUAACCAAACAAAACAAAAUGUAAACAUUUUAGACUUGACUGUGUACUUUUUUAAUUCUUUGUGUUAUUUUCACCCUUGUUUCCUAAUGUCUCUUUUAAAAAUGUAUUUUUAAAAAGUGUAACUUCAACAAGAGAGUGAUAAAAAAUGUUUUAAUAGAUUUCUAUUUCUCUUGGCUGUAAUGCUUUGAUUAUUUUAAAAGUUAACUUAUUACUUGUAUUACUUAUUAUUAUGGAAACCUUUUUGGAGUAGCAAACUCUUACUUUGCUACAUCAGCUUCUAAAAGAAUACCCAGAUUUAGCUGUUCAUGAACACAGGAAUUGUUCAAAAGUUAGUUUCUAGAGCUACUAUAUAUAGUGUUUUACAAAGACUUUAUUCUAAGUAUGCCAGUUAUCUUAUUAUUACUGCUACAUAGUUUCAUUUAAAGUGUCAUUUUCUAUAUUGCUUCACAAGUUAAAACUGCUGUUGCAGAAACUCUUGAUUUUUCCUCCAAGUUGACUUCUGAACUCUUUCCCAUGUUCAGGUCAGCAAUGUUUGAAUUUAUAGUUUUCCUUCUAGGUGAGUAGCCUUCAAAGUCUAAGGAGUCCCUACUGCCCAAAGCUUAUUGGUUUAGGUGCAAGUUGCUUGCCAGCAGUCACAGAUUUUAUAGUCUACAAGAAGUCUAUAGAUUAAAAUUCUCUACACAAGGCUUAUCUCCCCUUAGCUAAGUACAUUUUCCAUAUAUAACAAAAACAACAACACUUGAUUAAAUUAUUGGUUAAUUCUUAGAUUAAUUCAAGUUUUGUCAUCACCAAGGAAUAUUUGUGCAAAGUUUGAACUUGAUCCAAAAAUGGAAAGUAGGAGAAAUAAUGUGUAAAACAUUCUCCCCAGACAGAAAUAAUGUGUAAACAUUCUCCCCAGACAGAAGGAGUGAACUCAUAAGAUUUGUAAUAAUUGGGCAAAUUUCUGAAAAAUAAAACAACACUGAAUUCAGGCUAUAGAAGGCAUACUAUUCUAGGAGCUGCCUCUUACAGGAAUAUUUUCUAAUUUCUUGGGGAACUGGCUGGUCUGCCUUUUCCUUUCAGACUCUUAGUUUCUUCUAUUCUAAACAAAACAAGAGGAAGUUCACAACAACCUUAUAACAUAAAAAAUGCCUUUGGAUUUAUUUUCUGAAAGAGGUUCAGGUUAAAAGACAUCUUAAAAUGUAAUAAUUUUAUUUUAAUAAAACUUUUAUCAAAAUACUCCAUCUGUCUGUCUGGUACAAAUGUUUUACACAUUAUUUCUCCUGCUUCCCAUUCUCAGAUCAAGCUGAAACUCUGUGCAAUUAGUUAUUGUCUUAAAUCAAUUAAAGAAAAAACUAAAUUAAUUAACUUUGGUAUAAAAAAUACAGUAUUAACAGAUAUGCAGUUGUCUUUUCAUUAUAUAAACCUGAUUUUUUAAUAAAGGUAUUUUUAAUUUA
Messenger RNA from Biomphalaria glabrata, 6804 nucleotides. Its product is annotated as V-type proton ATPase 116 kDa subunit a1-like. Gene Ontology annotation, cellular component: vacuolar proton-transporting V-type ATPase, V0 domain; vacuolar proton-transporting V-type ATPase complex; plasma membrane. The coding region runs from base 2728 to 5301 and encodes 857 amino acids. Gene Ontology annotation, biological process: proton transmembrane transport; vacuolar acidification. Gene Ontology annotation, molecular function: proton-transporting ATPase activity, rotational mechanism; ATPase binding. The record is from RefSeq and is a predicted model, not a curated record. NCBI's taxonomy places the organism in Eukaryota, Metazoa, Mollusca, Gastropoda, Planorbidae. The transcript is spliced from 22 exons.